GUGCUCCUCCCACAAUCCUUUGCGCUGCCCUAGACUUGCCAGUCAUUGUCGCGACGAACGAGCGAGCGGCGGAAAACUAAAGAGGAAAUUUGUUGUAGUUGUGUUUUUUUGUGUUGUUUUUGAGCAGCAAAACGAUGAAGGAGACGGCGGCCAAGCGGCGCGACAGAGCGGGAGGCCGAGACCGAGACUCCAAGGCCGACAAGCCCAAGGAGGCCGCCGGCGCCGAGCCACAGGACGUCGACAUGCCGGAGGCGGAGGCUACCAGCUCGGUCAAGCCGCCCAAGGAGCUCGACAGCCUGACCCUGGAAGACAUCAAGGAGCACGUGAAGCAGAUCGAGAAGGCGGUGUCGGGCAAGGAGCCUCGCUUCGUGCUGCGGGCGCUGCGAGCGUUGCCGUCCACCAGCCGCCGCCUCAACACGCUGGUGCUGCACAAGACCAUCGGCGGCUUCUUCACCAACAACGCCGCCACCAGAGACUUCCUGCUCGCCUUCCUGGACGAGCCCAUGGACCUGGUGGACGGCGACGUGCCGUUCCGUCCCAGGACGGGGAAGGCGGCCGGCAACCCUCUGCUCCCCGAGGUGGAGGCGUACCUGCAGCUGCUUCUGGUGGUGCACCUGACCAACAACAAGAGGUUCAGCGAGGCUCAGAAGGUUUCUGACGACCUGCUGCAGAAGAUGGCCUCCAAGAACCGCCGGGCUCUGGACCUGGUGGCCGCCAAGUGCUAUUACUACCACGCACGCGUCUACGAGUUCCUCAACCAGCUGGACAGCAUCCGCAGCUUCCUGCACACGCGCCUGCGCACGGCGACGCUGCGUCACGACGCCGACGGCCAGGCGGUUCUCCUCAACCUCCUGCUGAGGAAUUACCUCAACUUCAACCUCUACGAUCAGGCCGAGAAGCUCGUGUCCAAGUCGGUCUUCCCAGAACUCGCCAACAACAACGAGUGGGCCCGAUACCUCUACUACACCGGUCGCAUCAAAGCCAUCCAGCUGGAAUAUUCCGAGGCUCGCCGGACUUUAACCAACGCGCUGAGGAAAGCCCCCCAACACACCGCCGUGGGGUUCAAGCAGACGGUGGGCGCGCACGCGCACACGCCCCCGCAUCAGGAGUGGAAAUUGGCUAUUGUGUUUGUUUGUUGUUUGCGUGCAGGUGCACAAGCUGCUGAUCGUGGUGGAGUUGCUGCUGGGAGAAAUUCCCGACAGGCUUCAGUUCAGGCAGCCGUCGCUCAAGAGGUCACUCAUGCCCUACUUCCUGCUCACUCAGGCGGUGAGAACGGGCAACCUGUCCAAGUUCAACCAAGCGUUGGAGCAGUUUGGCGAGAAGUUCCAGACGGACGGCACGUACACGCUCAUCAUCCGCCUCAGACACAACGUCAUCAAGACAGGCGUGCGUAUGAUCAGCCUGUCGUACUCGCGCAUCUCGCUGGCCGACAUCGCGCUCAAGCUGCAGCUGGACAGUCCCGAGGACGCGGAGUUCAUCGUGGCCAAGGCCAUCCGAGACGGCGUGAUCGAGGCGAGCAUCAACCACGAGAAAGGCUUCGUCCGGUCCAAGGAGACCAUGGACAUCUACGGCACCCGAGAACCUCAGCUGGCCUUUCACCAGAGGAUCUCCUUCUGCCUCGACAUUCACAACAUGUCUGUCAAGGCCAUGAGGUUUCCGCCGAAAGCUUACAACAAGGACUUGGAGUCGGCCGAGGAGCGUCGCGAGCGUGAGCAGCAGGAUCUGGAGUUCGCCAAAGAAAUGGCCGAAGAUGACGACGACAGCUUCCCCUGAGCCCCUCCCUCCCUCUGAUGUUUAUUACCCACAAUGCCACUCUUGUCUGGUUCUUUUAUUGUGUGAACAAAUAAAGAUGGCGAGCUUGUAA
Messenger RNA from Phyllopteryx taeniolatus (common seadragon), 1864 nucleotides. RefSeq names its product proteasome 26S subunit, non-ATPase 3 (gene psmd3). Gene Ontology annotation, cellular component: proteasome regulatory particle, lid subcomplex; proteasome complex. The transcript has 11 exons. Gene Ontology annotation, biological process: ubiquitin-dependent protein catabolic process; regulation of protein catabolic process. Gene Ontology annotation, molecular function: enzyme regulator activity; protein binding. The record is from RefSeq and is a predicted model, not a curated record. Lineage: Eukaryota; Metazoa; Chordata; Actinopteri; Syngnathiformes; Syngnathidae. The coding region runs from base 135 to 1712 and encodes 525 amino acids.